Molecule: messenger RNA, 6269 nt
Organism: Mobula hypostoma (lesser devil ray)
Lineage: Eukaryota; Metazoa; Chordata; Chondrichthyes; Myliobatiformes; Myliobatidae
Exons: 4
Coding region: 148-471 (107 amino acids)
Source: RefSeq, a predicted model, not a curated record
GCCGCGCCGUGCGCGGGCGCGCACGCACGCUCGCUCGCUCGCUCAACGUCCCUUCCCGGUCUCCCCCAGGGAUCGUCCGCCGGGGCUCUGGAGGGUAACGACCGGGGGGUUGCGCUUGUGGUUUCGGCGGGGCGAGUGCCCGUCUCCAUGGAUUACUCAGUCACCCUCCAAAAGCGCCGCCUCGCCGUGCCUCCGGAGAGCUGGGGUCAACCUGAUAAAAAGCGACCUUGCCACGGAUUGGAUGGAGGUUUUCAGAAUGACAGUGCUGUACCUUAUACCCAACUAAACUGGAGCUCCACAGAUCAUCAGAAUCUGCAGAAUCAUGUUCAACCUGCAGAAGCAAUUUGCAAAAUCUUUGCACUACCGAGUAUAGACAAGUUAACUUCUAUGGGACAACCAGGCACAUUAAACCCUUGCCUUCGAUGUUUGGCAGGUGAAUCUGGGCAUAUUAAUCAUAUCACAACUGGCUAGGGGAAAAAUUGAAGAUAGCUUGCCAGGCUAUUCUUCAGUCAAGCAAGAUAUCAUCCACUUUGCAAUUUUACUGCUAUUAGGAAGACUAUGCAAAAAAUGACUCAAGUUGCUUAAUUGAUAUUGCAAGCCUGACCUAUAUGGAAAAUAAUUUAUUUUCUAACAACAGAAGUUUUUAGCAAGGAAUUUUUCACAAAGAUGUGCUUGAAAUAAAUUAAUUUUGAAUUUUAAUUGAAUCAUGAAGAUAAUUGAACAUUGGUACUCAGUAUAGAAUUGAUGUCACUUAUUAUAACGCUUGUUUUUAAAUUCUGAUAUUUUUAUAACAGAUUUCAAAAUAAAUGUUUCUUGUAUUUUGUUUCAAAAUAGUAAAUUGAUAGGAGUUUUGACCAUAUUUUUCAAAUUUUGUAUGAUAAUUUCUGAUUGUUAAUUUGCAAAUUAAACAUCAGAAUUGCUUUCUUUCAUUUUAUUUUUCAUUAGCCUUGCCAUAAAACCUGCUAAUGCUUGUAGAUAAUUUAGUAUUGAUAACUAAAUUAUCAAGUGCCAUUCUUCAUGUGUGAGCGAAGCUUAUGGAUCAGGUAUUAAAGUGGAGCUUGAUUGUGUCCACACUUUGACAAAAGUGCUUUCCUGUCAACAACAUUUAACAUGUUUGUUUUAAUUGUGGCUUUGCCCUAAUGUCUUUUGCCUGUCAUUAAUUACAAUUGUCUCUGCCAAAUGUUUUAUCAAAAUUUUGGUGAAGGUUCUUAAAACAAUAGAAUCUCUUUUUUUCAGUAAAAAAUUGUAUUUUUCAGUACAAUCAGAUCAUCAGAUUUUGUAACUAAAACUGUAGCUAUUUUUAAAUGAUUAUCUUUUGUACUCUUGCAUGCUUGCCAAAGAGUUCACAUCUUAAAUCAGCAUUUAAUAAUCAUUUUCUUUAAACUUACUCAAAGAAAGACCAUCUGGACCAGCUGUGGUUUCAAUUUGAAAGCUAUCAAUAUUUCACCUGAACUACUUGUGGCUACAUACCAAAAAAUAACAUUUUUAGGGCUUAUAUCCAGGGGAAAUCAUAAACUACUUUCUCUUCUGUGGCUGUGGCUAUGGUUGAACUUGAGGAUGGAUAGACAGUUUUCAGAGGCUUCUUGCUGUUGUUAUAGCACACUGGUAGACCUUUGCCAAUUUAAUUUGUUCAGAUUUAUGAAUAAGAUGGCGCAAUGCCAUCUGGAAGGCAGUAACUGCUCAACUUUUUCCAGAGAAGUUAAUGUGAUUUUUUUUUUGCAUUUAAACCAUACCAUUUAACUGAAGGAUGAUUGGAAAUUAGCUGCUACUUUUGAUGACUUUUUUUUUAAACGAUAUCCAUUGUGGGGCAGCUCAUUCACCUUUGGUCACCACCAGACACAGCUCUUACUUGUGGUUCCAAGUACCUGGUGAAUGUAGACAGCAGGCUUCAAACCCUGGUGAAAUAACAACAUGUGUCCUAGUAUGUGAAGUCUUUUCCAACAGUGAGAUCCAAUGACCAAGAGGGUAGUUCUGCAGCACCUCAUGGAGAGCAACAGGCAUGAUAAGGCACAAGAAGAAGUCAUGGUUAUCCACUGCAGCCAAGGAAGACCCUAAUUUGUGACAACUACUUGUACCACUGGACCUAGACCUCUAAGGGCAAGAGAGUGGAACUGUCACUGUGCAACAGCUUUUUCACUUUAAAAACUCCCUUUCCCAAGUUUCCCAAGUGUCAUUGUCGGAUACGACAGAUAACCAACAAACACACUGCCCUGUUCUUUUGAUUGACUGUAAAUGAAAAUCAGUGCAGGCACUUACUAUAGCUAAUGGACUGCCUUCAUACAUUGCUAUCAAUGAUUGCUUCCUCCAAAUCUUCAUUUUCAUUGUUGCAUUCAAGAUUAUCUGUCUCUUCAAAUACUUUGUAGUUCCUAACUUGCUGAUAUUGUGAUUAUGGUCUCAUUUUCACUCCCAGAAGUUUCAAGCAUCUCUAAGCUUGAAUGCUUGAAACUGCAGUAAGCAAACUAAUACUAAAUUGUGUUACUGCUUAUUUGUUGCCAACUACCAGUGACAAAAACUCGCUGCAUUUUGAACACAAACACACACAGGUGAUGCUAUUUAAAAACUGUUCACUCUAAGCACGGUCGAGUGCCUAGCCAUCGCUUAAGUUCACAUAACUGGUGCUAGUUCGAAGCUUUGGUAGCUGUCUCCUGUUCUAAAUAAGCAGCAUAGUGUCCCAAAUAAGUGGCUGGACUGAUUAACUGAUUGUCCAAUUAACUGUCAUUCUCUAAAGGAAAUAUUUAUAAUCGCUGUGGGAAUUGACUGCAAUUCAGUGUAUUUUUAUCCACAUUUAAUGACCAUUCAAUUGAUUUUUAGUCUGUUUUAGGUGUAAUUGAAGUUUGAGCUAAAUUGAAAAGAAUGCCAUUGUACAAGAAAAUGUGUGAUUUAUUUUAGUUUAUAGUAUUUAAAAUAAUAACUUGGUUGACAAAUGUCCUUGGUCUAGAAAUUCUUCGAAUGUGUAAGCAAUUAUGGUAUUCUGUUCUAUUAUUUUGGUUCCUUAAUGUUUUAGCUCAAGCUUGUGGGGAUAAGCUCCCACAACCUAUUAAUAGACUUAAUAUCAUGCUUCUCACAACAUUGCCUCUGACAACAAAGUCCAGCUCCUGGUCUUCACAUGUGAUGUUUGCUACUAAGCCCAGCAGAACUGUUUCUACUGAUAGGAGAAAGGGCAAAGACAAGUUACUGCCUUAAAACCAGUCACUUCGGGAUGAUGGGGUAUGACAGCCAUGGUUGGCAGCUCAUCUAUGAGAAGAAAUAGUCUGAUCUGAAACCUCGGCUGCCUUGCAACUAUAGGGAAGGCUUUGGGAAUAAAUCCUGAGCAAAAAAUCUGGAGUUGGAGUCAAUGUUGACUGGCAAUUCCUGUGACACCGCUGGUGUCAAACUAUAUCAGUCUCUGCUAUUCCUUUGGAUUCAUCAGCUGUGCGGAGAGGGGGAGCCUGAUGCAUGAGCAACGAAUUGCUCUCCACAUCAUGCUGCCCUGGCAGCUGGGACACAAUAUUCAUGGUUGACCUCGAUCAAUGCCUAGUAAAGCACUUUAGAGCUGAAAGUUAUUCAAAGAAGAUUUCUCUGAAUAGCCUUCCAGGAAUCAUUCUUGUAAAGUCAAGCAUUUUGUACCAAAGGCAAAGUAGGUUUCAUCUUUGCUGAUAAUGAGCCAGCAGAUAAAUGGUCAGUUUAUAGGAUGUUUUUUUUUAAAAUAAUAAACUCUUGCUUUCAGCCAGAAAAUCUUUGCCAAAUUGCAACAGAAUUUGUGUUUGAGAACUGGGUUUGAGCAGCAACAACUACUGCUAUUGUCCUCAUGUGAAGACAAGACACAGAAGCAAUGUUGAUUGACUUUGUAAAAUAAAGAUAAUGCAUCCAAUGGUUUUUUGGUUAGAGAAGACAAUUUCUCCACUUCCAAAACAUUCAAUGAAUAAAAUUCAGCAAUGUUAAGAUUAGCUUAAUCACUUUGAUCUCAGGUACUUAAUUCUGUUGUGUUUGUGUUAUUUGCAAAAUUUGGAAUUGCUGUAAAUAUUUUUUUCAUGGAUGAUAAUUGCAGUUACUGAGUGAAGUUCAUUUCAAGCUGAGGUCUUUAAACUUGCAUAGAAAGGCCUGUUAAUUUCUGUACAUUUUUGGAAAGUAGUUGUUAGGGAAUACAUGAAAAACCAUUGUUUUCCAUGUUCUGAACACAUGGCAUAACAUUUGGCAUUCAGCAGUAUUACUGGAUUUAUUUUUAUUCCAUUUAUGCUAGAAUUGUAGGUCAAGUGGAUGUGGAAAUGUUUCUUUGCAUAAAGUAUUCUAGUGAAAGUAAUACUUUUCCAGAGAUCUUAAAUAGUAUAUACUGCACGUCUCUUCCAUUAUUUCUGACGACAGGUAAAGGCUGUUCUGGUACAGCAUUGCCUCUAUCUUCAAAUUGUAAUUGUGUGAACAUAUCAGGCUGGAGGAAUAAAGUGGAGCAAAGAAAAUUGGAAGGAACACUGUUUGUACACUAACAAAGCCCAUGAAUAUGGACACAACAGGAAUUCUGCAGAUGCUGGAAAUUCAAGCAACAUACAUCAAAGUUGCUGGUGAACGCAGCAGGCCAAGCAGCAUCUAUAGGAAGAGGUGCAGUCGACGUUUCAGGCCGAGACCCUUCGUCAGGAGAUCCCUUCCCAGAUCUUGACAGCCACCUCUCAACAAAGGCAGACAUCGAUGAUUGUUGCCACUGCUUCCAGUGAGGCAGCAUAAUCUAAUUGUCUCAGGAAAGGAGUAUUGGAAGAUCAGUGUGUCAAAUCCAGCACAAAACUCAUGAUAUACCUGUAGAGGUGAUUCCUUACUCCUCUUCUCCCCCCCCCCCCACCAAUAUGUUUCUGAAACUUAGACAACCAACUGCAGACGCUGCAAAGUACUGUCUAUACAAAAUAUUUCAGAUCUACCAGCAGAAUAAGUGAAUCAAAGGUAGUCCAAGUUUCAGAACUGUUCAAGAGGGUAGGAAUUAAGCGUUAUCAGGCAGACCAUGAGCUUCAUCUUGGGUUUAAGACCUUGAUCUACAAAACUAGUUUUCUUACAGACCUAGAGGUUAUGCUGGCACAGUGAAGAUAAUGGUUAAGUGGUCUGCCAACAUCCCAAAAGGGAGACCCUAAUUGUACUCAGUGGCCCCCACUGGAUCCAUAAUGUCAGUUAUAUAUCUAAUACCAGAGUGCUGGAAAAGGCAUAUUGUUCCAAACUCCAACAUGGAAAGAGAUUAAAUGGCAGAAAAAAAGAAAAGAUUUAAGGAUUUUAUUCUCAUCUUUGAGAAAUGAUGCAACAUCUGCACCAACUCCUGAGAACCCCUGUUUCAUAGUUAAAUGUGAGAAGGACCAUUUCAGAAAGUAGUCAGUCCAUGUUUUGGAGCACAGAGAAGCCCAGCGUAAACAACAGAAGAGUCUACCACUUAAACCACUCAUCCAACUGUCAAGCACCUCCUACUCAGUCUGUGGCAAAAUCUGCCUGCUCCUCCUCAAUGACCCUCAACAUUCAGAACUAGAGUAAGAACAAGUUAUACUCAAACCUGAGGGAGCCACAGGGCAAGAAGAGAUAAAUUGUGUGACUUUGCUUCUCUUUUGAACAUCACAAAAAAGUGAAAACUAAUUGGAUACAACCAGAGGUUUGAAUUUAAAAUAUCUGAGAUGUUGAGGCACUAAAUUUUAAACAUCUGAAGAUUAAUAUUCAUCUAAUACUUUAAGGCAUACUAAAAUAGAAAAUGUUUAAUUCUACAUUUUAUGACCUGAAUGAUAAAUGGUGAACAUACUGGCCAAGAUCCCACCAGGUGGCCUAUUCACAUUUUAACUGGAAAUGCUGCUUUCACAUUUUAAAAAAAUGAAUUUUCACAAUUAUUGGAGAAUGUACAUUUGAGUAGUUAGGUCAACAGAUCAGGCAGUGACAUCUAGCUUUUUUUAAUGUCAUAAUUUGGACCAUUCUACAUCAGGGACUAUUUGGGGAAGUUAUGAGGAUGUAUUAAAGUCAUUUUACAAAAUUUGUAUGUCAUUACAACCAUAGAGUAACUGAAUAGCACAAUACUGUAAUUCUUAUCAAGAUUCAAUUUUAUUAAGAAUUACUGACUUUUAUGUUCAAAAUGCUAUUUGUUGAAGAGGGAUAUAUUAAAUUGUUCCUUUGGUUCUUAUUAUGCCAGAAUUUACUUUGUGCUUUUGAAAAUAAACAAUUUAAAAAAUACUAUUUUGUUCAUUGUACUAACGUUAAAUCAAAAAACAAAGUGAAGUAGUCUAAGAAUUCAAUUGUCCAAAUGGUGAUACAAUAUGCGUUGAGAGUAAAUUCCUCUGCCC